AGGGGGUGGAAUGAAAUGUUUUACCUUAACUAACUAUUUUUUUAAAUUAUGAUCUUGGCAACAACACUAAUGUCGUCUUCUCUCAAGUCUCAACCUUCUACAGCUGUCAAUGAAAAUCUUAACUCAUUCCUUUCCGUAUCUUAAAAAUUUUACUAAUUUGUUAAAAGGUUCAAUCAAAUCAUUUCAUAGCAUGGGACGGUUGGAUGAGCAUGUAAAAUCAAUAUGGAGGUCAGCUGAUGCAGUAUGUUUUGACGUAGAUUCAACUGUAUGCACUGAUGAAGCCAUAGAUGAAUUGGCAAAAUUUGUUGGCAGAGACAAAGAAGUGGCGGAUUUGACUCAAAAAGCAAUGAAGGGUGGACUGUCAUUUCAAGAAGCACUUUCAAGAAGAUUAGAUAUCAUUGAACCUUCCGUGUACAUUGUGAGAAGAUAUCUUGAGACUCGUCCACCAUCUCUAACACCUGGAAUAAGAGAAUUAGUUGCAACACUUCAUGAUCAAGAAGUUCCUGUAUAUCUUGUUUCUGGAGGAUUUGAUACCAUUAUCCAGCCAGUUGCACAAGAAUUAGAUAUUCCAUUUAACCACAUAUUUGCUAACAGACUAAAAUAUUUUUUCAAUGGAGACUAUGCAGGUUUUGAUGAAACGCAACCAACUUGUGAACAAGAUGGUAAAGCACAGGUCGCAGCUUAUUUAAAGCAUCGGUAUGGGUAUCAAAAGUUAGUAAUGGUUGGAGAUGGCGUGACUGACUUAGUAGCUUCACCACCUGCAGAUCUCUUCAUUGGAUUUGGUGGAAAUCAAAUACGAGAAAAAGUACAAAAAGAAGCAAAGUGGUUUGUAACUAAUUUUGAUGAACUCAGAAAAGAGCUCUUAAGGAAGUGAAAUAUGUUUUGUAAAAUAUACAUUCAUUAUUAGCCAUAAAUAGCUGUGAUUUUUACACACACAAGCAAUAGUCUUCGUAUAAAAUCAAACUGCUAAAAGUUUUCGUACUUAUUAAAUCUAAAGUUUUUAUUUUAAAACUGCAUUUUAUUCCAUAUGUUCUUUGUUCGAUAGUGUACUAUUUCUUGAUAAAUAUUAAGUUGAACAUUUAUAGGAAAAUUUUGCUUAAGUAUCAAGACUACAAAUUAGCACCAUUAGAAAAUGUAUUAUGGCAAUGUAAGUUAAUAUCUUUUUCAGUUUUAAUGUGAUCACCAAAAUUUUGAAUGAAAAAAGUAGCAUGUUAUUUGUUUAAGAUUUAGUUAUUUAAUUGGAAUAAAUGUAACUGCUUCUCAACUAUCUAUAUUGGUUAAUGCAUACUAAUUCAAUAUUUGGUGGCAUUUUUCAGACACUUAAUUUGAAAUGACGUCUCUUAUAAUGAAGAAUUAUGAUUUGAUCAAAAAGUUUUGCUCAAUUGGAGUUUUAUGGUUAAUUUGUAAUCAUGCUUUUACGUAAGCGUUACUUUCAUUCAGAAAUUAAACAUAUAAUUUUAUAUACCAAUAAUGUGCAAGUAUAAAAGAAAGCUAUGCUAAUCAUUAAAAUAUUAAUUACAUUGCCAACAUUUGUACAUCAAUAUUUCUUUGCUUAAUGUCAACCCUUUGAUGCUUAUGUACAUUGCAUUGCAUUUUCCGAUACUACUGUAAUGCCUAAAAUAAUAUGUGUGCAAUUUGAGCAGAGCUCUUUAAAAUAAAUCUUGUAGAACAUGCUAGCAUGUGCAUGAUUAUCAAAGGGAGAAGUUCAGUUAUGAAAAACAAAGAAAUAUCCAUAAUAUUUUUAAUACAUGUGGUUUUUGCGCAUGGAAAUUUUUACUAUUUGUUAAGCAUAAAAUAACAUUUCUGACAAUUAAUGUUAAGUUAUCAUGUGCUUGUGUUUUGGACAAGCAAAGUUCUAUGAUCUGAACUUCUAAUGUGAUACGCCACUUCGUAAGAAGUUUCCUAUAGCAGUUAUAAUGCUGCACAUUUUUAAACAGCAUUUGUAUGUUAGAAUAUUCUUUGUUUAAUGUAAAAAAAAAAACUAUCAGACUUAGUAAAAUAUCUACAGUGGUUCUGAAAAUUUUGUACCAUUUGAAUGUUUGAGAUAUAAAACUACCCAGAAACGAUUAUGUGACAUUUUCGUACAAAUAAGAUAUUUUACUAGAGAAGGGAGGAAUGUGGAAAAAAUGACAAAAUCAAAUCAAUUUA
Messenger RNA from Uloborus diversus, 2148 nucleotides. Its product is annotated as phosphoserine phosphatase-like. Gene Ontology annotation, cellular component: cytoplasm. NCBI's taxonomy places the organism in Eukaryota, Metazoa, Arthropoda, Arachnida, Araneae, Uloboridae. The transcript is spliced from 6 exons. The coding region runs from base 110 to 874 and encodes 254 amino acids. Gene Ontology annotation, biological process: dephosphorylation; L-serine biosynthetic process. The record is from RefSeq and is a predicted model, not a curated record. Gene Ontology annotation, molecular function: magnesium ion binding; L-phosphoserine phosphatase activity.